Molecule: messenger RNA, 10339 nt
Organism: Fundulus heteroclitus (mummichog)
Lineage: Eukaryota; Metazoa; Chordata; Actinopteri; Cyprinodontiformes; Fundulidae
Gene: cacna1fa
Product: calcium channel, voltage-dependent, L type, alpha 1F subunit a
Exons: 47
Coding region: 3543-9743 (2066 amino acids)
Biological process (GO): calcium ion import across plasma membrane
Cellular component (GO): membrane; voltage-gated calcium channel complex
Molecular function (GO): high voltage-gated calcium channel activity
Source: RefSeq, a predicted model, not a curated record
UAGUAGGACAUAAAAGGCAUUACACCAGCAACAUCACAGCUUUCUUGAAUUUGUCUUUGCGAUGCAUGUCGUCCAGCUGGUAUUAUUACCACAUGGUUUUUAAUACAUGCGCAGAGCGGACCCAUGAGUAAAAAGUAACUUUCAGAUCAUGUGAAACUAUUAUGUAGCACUGUUUUUUUUAAAAGUAGGAUUCACAACUAUUGGGCAAGCAAACAUUCACGUAUGCAUUCAAAUGUUUGAUCUUCCCGGCCUUUUUGCUUGGAAGCUUGUUCGAUGACAUGCACACAAACAGUACAGGAAAUUGCUUUUGGAAAAUGCCAUCCCUCCGGAACAUUCUGUGGGACAUUUCAUUUCUGUAGCUGCCGUCUCUGAAGGACUGGUCUGAAUCUGUAGCUGAAGCUAGCAGUCAGAGAAUCUGGAGUCAGAGUGCAAUUUGUUCACGCCUUUAAAGCUGAUCUAUAAACAUUUACAUUCACACACAUGUGAAGACUUAGUAUGCUGCCCUAGAAUAGAAUAUAGGGCCUUGAAAAAGUCCAAAUUGUUUCAUGGUACAAACUUUUAUGCUCAUCUAGGAGCUUAAAGCAUUGUUCAUUCUUUUUGGAAAGUAGGUCAAGCUCAGUUAGCCUGAAAAGUUUGUCUGUAAACAUCUGUUUUCCCAUUUUGCCACAGACUCUUUGUCUGGAUUUCAGUCUGCACUUUGACUAGGACAUUCUAACUCAUGGAUCUGCUUUGAUCUAAACUAUGUUAUUGCAGCCUUGGCUGUAUUUUUAGGGUCGUCAUCCUGUUGGAAGAUGAUUCACCGUUUCACUCUCAAGUGUUUUGCAGCCUCUAACCAGUUUUCUUCCAGGAUCCUUCAGGAUUUUGCUCCAUCCAUCUUCCCAUCAUCUUUCACCAGCUUUACUGCCCCACACCAUGAUGCUGCCACCACCGUAUUUCUCCAUCACCAUCAUAUGUACCUGGUGACACGGAGUGUUACUUUUUCUCUACAUUUAGGGUUUAAUUUAAUUUUGACCUCAUCGCACCGGGGGACCAUUCAUUGUUUUCUUUAAUUUAUUUGUAUUUUUACAGGCACAGUACAACUAAACAUUAUUACCAAAAGGCAACUGAUGCGGGAUACACAGGGCUUCUAGCCAACCCUAAUCCUAGGCUAAGUUAAAACCUAGGAUCAAGAAACAAAAUCAAAAAUUAAGCAGCGGCCGCUGAAGGCAAACGGUUGCACUGGGUUUUAUUUAAGGGUAUCAGAAUUUUUAUUCAUGUCAUACAUUUGAGAUUUCUUCACUUGUAGAUCAAUAUUAAAGCCACUUAUCUUUUUCCUACAACUUAACAAUUAUGCACUACUAUAUAUUGGACUAUCACAUAAAAUCUUAAUAAAAACACACUAGCUUUUAUAGUUUUAACAUAGCAAAAAUAAAAAAAUUAAACAUUGAAGCGGUAUUAAUAUGUUCACAAAGCACUGCAUGUGCUGAAACCAAGCAAGACAGUGUUUCUCUGAAACGAUUUUCACUCUUAAGCCCGAAAAAUGUAUUACUAAACAGUGAUAAUUUGGGUUCAGUGUUUUACUCGUUGCCUGCUCUGUGACAUUACACCCUGUUUGCUCAGCAAGCUUAUUAUAAAAAAGUCUUGGUCUGACUGUAUUCUGUUUAUUUUUGUAUUUAAAUGUCAGUUGUGAAAAUGAAAGCUAAUGAACGUAGUUUUUUAGAUCAUGUUCGUGUCCAAGAUGCCUCAGCAAGCAUCAUUCCAUCGUUGGCUUUUAUUUUCUCUCUAUUGGACUUCUUUCAGUCAUUAAUGAGCAAAGACAACAUCAUGUAUGCAACGUGAAGAACUCAGUAAGGAUUUUUCUUAAAGUAGCUUUUAGUUAAAUGUUCACUGUAACCGCUGCACACACCGUCAACAGUCCCAGCUAUUGUUAUCUAACUGGAGGACUUUUCUGGAAGUUGCCACAGCAAAGACAUGUCCCAAACACAAUGUAAUGCUUUAUGCGUAAACUCUGUAUAGAAAGAUUGUUUAUUUUAUCAAAAUAUUUUUACUGUGUAAAAUCGAAUUAAGGCAAUAAAGAUUUGAAAUUAUAUUUAAAGAUUUUAUUGUUGUUGUACUUCUUGGAAAAUAACAUUUCGCACGGUCAUCUCUAGGCUGACGUCUCGGGGCAUAAUAAAAGGGAUGUGAUCCUUACUGGGUUCAAAAAUGACUGUAAUCUAAAUCUAACGCGUGCACUAAGUGUACAAAAAUGAACCACAGAUUCUACACUUGUGUCUUAAACAGAGGUGAAACCAAAAGGGGAAGCUUUGCUGUGAAAAAUACUCAGUACGUCCAUGCAAUUUCAAUAGGAUCUAAGACAGAAAGUAUCAGGCUGGUAUUGCUAAUUAUAAGCAGUGGAUAAAACACUCCUCAUAUGUGAGUCUCCUCUAUAAAAGCAGUAGUUUCAGCAGUUUGGGGUUGUGGAGUAAACAGGAGUGUUUUAACACAAUGCCAAAAGCUCUAUGAAGUCAGAAAUAAGGAGAUGCAAGUCAUCAGAUUGGCAGUGAACUUCUCUUUAAACCAAAGCCUUUUUCCCGUUAAAUGUGAUAAGCUUUGUCUAAUAACGGGAACUUUGGUCAAACUAACUUACUUGUUUCAAAGAAGAGAACAGAAAUAAAAAGAAAUGGUGUUGGGUUUAGUCAGGAAAUAUCAGGAAAACUUUGACCACAGGUAAUUCUAGAUCCUCCUAACUUGGUAAUAAUCCACUUUAUACAAUGUCAGGAAAACGUGAUUGGAGUGGAACCCCACCAAACUGUGCAAGGUAGAAAAAAAAAUAGAUUUAUGUAAGGAAAAGUUUUUAAUGCACAUAUCUAUAUUUGCUCUUGUUAUUUAGAACUAACAUUCACUUAAUGAAAUGUACGUUUUUCAAAGGCCAUUUAAAACCACUGGACUUGAUCUGUCUUGUUAUCGACUGUGAAGAUGCGCCCCCUGCUGCCGCUCCCGUUGUACUGCAAAGAGUUUCAGCUACUGUCCAAGGUCAAGAUCUUGACAGUAUUCUUCCCUUUUAUUGGUGUGAUUUUGCUGCUGAAUCGCAGAAAGCUGCACAGUUUGUCGUCCCCCACCUGCCUGCGCCCUGAAAGAUUUCCUCUGUCAUCCUUUUAACCGGCUCAGCCUCUUUAAUCCUGAGCUGUCCAACGCCUGCACAUGGGCGCGCCUAUCUAUCUGCAACUCUCAUCGUUAUGCGCCAGCGUCUACAAGCAAUUGUGUUUUUUUUUUAAAUCCGAUUUACUUUCCGCAAAAAGUUGCCGAAGAGUUUAAUUGGAUUUUUCUUUAUUAUUCUUAUUUUGGGAUUGCAAGCUGGCGCAGCGCAGAACGGGGAUUUGCGGCUCUGAAAAACGCGCAUGUAAAAUGAGAGGGAUUUUUUUUCAACCCGUUUAAGGUUUUCUUUCUUAAACACACAUUUAAAAAAAGAAACAAAUCCCCAACUGGGUUCAGGAUUUAUAUCUGUGAUCCUUUACGCAUCACAGAUAUCCUAAAGAGUUGAUGGUGCGCUAUUUUAGGUGACUGCUUGCUGCGAAGCUGCGGAAAUGGACGGCGCAAAGAAAGAUGCCCCACCAGUGGGGGAUGUGGGCAAAUCAGACACCCUCGGUUCCACUGGCUCAGCCAGGAAACGGGGAGGGGGGGCCAAGAAGGCGAUGCAGGCCAACAAGUCUGCCCUCAGGGCCCCCCGAGCCCUCUGCUGCCUCACUUUGAGCAACCCCAUCCGCAUGGCAGCACUGGCCCUGGUGGAGUGGAAGCCUUUUGAUAUCUUCAUUCUUCUAGCUAUUUUUGCCAACUGUGUGGCCAUGGGGGUCACCAAGCCAUAUCCAGACGAUGACUCCAACCCGACCAACCACCAACUUGAACAAGUUGAAUAUGUCUUCCUCGUCAUUUUCACAAUCGAAACCUUCACCAAGAUCCUUGCCUAUGGCUUGGUCAUGCACCCCAGCGCGUACAUACGCAGCGGCUGGAACCUGCUGGAUUUCGUUAUUGUCAUUGUCGGGUUGUUCAGUGUGAUAGCGGAGGGCAUGACGGAUCACAAGCCAGGAGAGGCCCACCAUGCUGCAGGAAAACCUGGAGGCCUGGAUGUGAAAGCUCUCAGAGCUUUCAGGGUGCUGCGACCUCUUAGGCUUGUAUCUGGCGUGCCGAGUUUACAGAUUGUGUUGAACUCCAUCAUGAAGGCCAUGGUCCCACUGCUCCACAUCGGCAUGCUCGUCAUGUUUGUCAUCAUAAUCUACGCCAUCGUCGGUUUGGAGCUUUUCCUCGGCAGGAUGCACAAGACGUGCUUCGACACCAGCACAGGUCUCAUGGUGGAGGACGAUCCGUCGCCGUGUGCUUUUGCAGGGGUCGGCCGUUUCUGUGUCACCAAUGGGACUGAAUGCAAGGGGAAGUGGGAGGGUCCUAACGGCGGCAUCACGAACUUUGACAACAUUUUCUUUGCCAUGCUCACAGUCUUCCAGUGCAUCACUAUGGAGGGUUGGACAGAUGUGCUCUACUGGAUGAACGAUGCCAUUGGCUACGACAUUCCAUGGGUUUACUUUGUUUCUUUGGUCAUCUUUGGGUCGUUUUUUAUCAUCAACCUCGUUUUGGGUGUAUUGAGCGGAGAGUUCUCUAAAGAAAGAGAGAAAGCCGUCGCACGUGGAGAGCUGCAGAAAGCUCAGGAGAGCAAGCAGAUGGAGGAGGACAUGAUCGGCUACAUGGACUGGCUCAUAGAAGCCGAGGAUGUGGACGAAGAAGGAAACAAACGUGCCGCAAUCGCAAAGAAGAAGAUGAUGAAGAAGUUUGGUUGGUACAAACACAGCGAGGACGGAGGAGAGUCAGACUCGGAUGAUGACAUCGCAUACCUCGACGACGACAGUGGCUUCUGUGCUUCACUCAUGGCGAAGAUGAUGGCCAAUAGCUUCUGCGACCAGUUGUGCCAGCUGAACCACACCAUGAGAAAGAACUGCCGCGUUGCAGUGAAGACCACAAACUUCUACUGGCUGGUGCUGCUGCUGGUGUUCCUCAACACGGUGGCCAGCGCCUCGGAGCAUUACGGACAGCCCAAGUGGCUCACAGAAAUGCAGGAGCGAGCCAAUAAGGUCCUGCUGCUGCUCUUCACCUUGGAGAUGUUGAUGAAGAUGUACGCCUUCGGCCUUCAGAUCUACUUCAUGGCCCUGUUCAACCGCUUCGACUGCUUCGUGGUGUGCGGCGGCAUUCUGGAGACGCUGCUGGUGGAGAUGGAUGUCAUCCCGCCCAUCGGCAUCUCCGUGCUGCGCUGCAUCCGGCUGCUCAGGAUUUUCAAAAUGACCCGGCACUGGGCCGCGCUCUCCGAUCUGGUCACCUCACUGCUCAACUCCAUGAAAGCUAUCUGCUCCCUUCUGCUCCUGCUCUUCCUCUUCCUCAUCAUCUUUGCCUUGCUGGGGAUGCAGUUGUUUGGAGGGAAGUUCAACUUCGAUGAGACUCAGAUGAAGAGAAGCACCUUUGACUCCUUCCCCCAGGCCCUGUUAACAUGUUUCCAGAUUCUCACCGGAGAGGACUGGAACGCCGUGAUGUACGACGGCAUCAUGGCGUACGGAGGGCCGAUCUUCCCUAACAUGGUGGUUUGCAUUUACUUUGUCAUCCUCUUUGUCUGCGGUAACUACAUCUUGCUGAACGUCUUCUUGGCUAUCGCCGUGGAUAACCUGGCAGGGGGUGGUGGAAAGACAAAAGUAGAGGAGAAAAAGGAAGAAGAAGAGGAGUGGGAUGAGGAUACAGAGAAAGAGGAAGAAGACGCAGGGAACGAAGAGGAUGACUGGCAGGAAAACGAGGAGCUGAGGGUCAUUGAGGGUCUGGAGGGCGUUGCCCCAUUGAAGCCGGAGUUCUCCGGCCCCAAAGAGAAGAUUGUGCCAAUACCCGACGGCAGCUCCUUCUUCAUUCUCGGGAAGAAAAACUGCCUACGAGUCGCCUGCCACAACCUCAUCCACCACCCCUACUUCACCAACUUCAUCCUCAUCUUCAUCAUCCUCAGCAGCAUCUCGCUGGCUGCUGAGGAUCCCAUCAAAUCCCACUCAUUCAGGAACAUCGUGCUCGGAUACGCCGAUUACGUCUUCACUUCGGUCUUCACGGUGGAGAUCGUCCUGAAGAUGACUGUUUACGGAGCUUUUCUUCACACCGGCUCCUUCUGCAGAAACGCCUUUAACCUCCUCGACCUGCUGGUUGUCAGCGUGUCGCUCACAUCUUUCUUCUUGCAUUCGAGCGCAAUCUCCGUGGUAAAGAUCCUCAGAGUUCUCCGAGUGCUCAGGCCUCUUCGAGCCAUUAACAGAGCCAAAGGACUGAAGAAUGUGGUGCAGUGUGUCUUCGUGGCGAUUCGCACCAUCGGCAACAUCCUGAUUGUCACGACUCUCCUUCAGUUCAUGUUUGCUUGUAUUGGGGUUCAGCUUUUUAAGGGCAGAUUCUACAGUUGCACAGACGAAGCCAAACACACUCCAGACGAGUGCAAGGGAACGUUUGUGGUGUAUAAAGAUGGGGACAUGAACCACCCCAUGGUCAAAGAGAGAAUCUGGGAAAACAGUGACUUCAACUUUGACAAUGUGCUGAUGGGAAUGUUGGCUUUGUUCACUGUAUCGACGUUUGAAGGUUGGCCUCAGCUCCUGUACCGCGCAGUGGACGCCAAUGCCAUCAACCGAGGCCCUAUUUACAACUACAGAGUCGAGAUCUCCAUCUUUUUCAUCAUCUACAUCAUCAUAAUCGCUUUCUUCAUGAUGAACAUAUUCGUGGGCUUUGUCAUCAUCACUUUUCGAGAGCAAGGAGAGGCUGAGUUCAAGAACUGUGAACUGAACAAGAAUCAGAGGCAGUGUGUGUACUAUACCCUGAAAGCUCAGCCAAUAAAGAUUUACAUCCCUAAAAACCCAUCCCAGCUGAAAUUCUGGAGAAUCAUCAACUCCAGCCAGUUUGAAUACGUCAUGUUUGUGCUGAUUUUGGGAAACACCCUCACUCUGGCUAUUCAGCAUUAUGAGCAGUCGAAAUUAUUCACCUCCGUCAUGGACAUCCUAAACAUGAUCUUCACCGUGGUUUUCACGAUAGAGAUGAUCAUCAAGCUGAUGGCUCUGCGCGCUCAUCAUUAUUUCAUCGAUCCCUGGAAUUCAUUCGACGCGCUGAUCGUUGUGGGCAGCGUCUUGGACAUCGUGGUGUCUGAGUUUAGUGGAGGAGGCGGCCAUGGAGAGGGUGGUGGGAAAGGAGAACACGGAAAGGUGUCCAUCACGUUCUUCCGCUUGUUCCGAGUGUUGAGGUUGGUUAAGCUGCUCAGCAAAGGAGAGGGCAUUCGAACUCUUCUCUGGACUUUUGUCAAAUCCCUGCAGGCCUUGCCUUACGUUGGCCUCCUCAUUGCUAUGAUCUUCUUCAUCUACGCUGUGAUUGGCAUGCAGAUGUUUGGGAAAAUAGCUGUCGAUGACGACACCGACAUCAACAGAAACUGCAACUUCCAGACGUUCUUCAUGGCAGUUCUGGUCCUUUUUAGGUGCGCUACCGGAGAGCAGUGGCAGCAGAUCAUGCUGGGCGCCCUGCCCGGCAGACGCUGUGACCCAGAGGCCGACGUUGAGCCCGGUGAAGAGUUCACCUGCGGGAGUAACUUGGCUUACCUGUACUUCAUCAGCUUCUUCAUGCUCUGCGCUUACCUGAUCAUCAACUUGUUCAUUGCUGUCAUCAUGGACAACUUCGAGUAUCUGACAAGAGACUGGACAGUGUUGGGGACCCACCACCUGGACGAGUUUAAGAGAGUUUGGUCCGACUACGACCCAGAAGCCACAGGUCGCAUCAAGCACAUCGACGUUGUCACUAUGCUGCGCAGGAUUCAGCCGCCUCUUGGCUUUGGAAAGCUGUGCCCUCAUCGUGUUGCUUGCAAAAGACUGGUGGCUAUGAACGUGCCCCUCCACUCUGAUGGGACUGUCACUUUCAACGCCACUCUCUUUGCUCUUGUCCGAACUUCUCUGAAGAUCAAGACUGAAGGCCCUGUUGAUCAGCAGAAUGAGGAGCUAAAGAUUAUCAUUAAGAAGCUGUGGAAGCACACCAAGCCUAAACUCAUUGAUGAAAUCAUUCCGCCCCCUAGAGGGGAUGAAGUGACUUGCGGAAAGGUUUAUGCCAGUUUCCUGAUUCAAGACUACUUUAAAAAGUUCAGAAAGAGGAAAGAGAGGGAAAGAAAAUCCAAAAAGAAGGACAAGGCUGCUGCACUGCAGCAAGGGUUGCGGACGCUACAGGACCUGGCUCCAGAGAUGCGUCUGGCGAUGGCCUGUGACCUAGACGAAGAAGAGGCCACAGAGGGAGAGAUGACGGGCGAUGAGCUGUUUGACAGCGAGCACGGGACGUCUGCGAACCCCACGCCUGCCAGCACUCCGAUGCCGCCCCUGGACAUGCUGGUGGAGCAAACGGCUGUGAUCGUCGAACCCACGCAUAGGGUCCCCAAUGGGGACGUGAUCACCAAGCAGGUGGAGGCCUUGCAGGAGCACCUGAGGCCAGGAUCAGAGCUGGCGGGUGUCAGAGUUGUUACAGAGCAGCCUGGAAGGUCUGAACCCCUUCCGAUCAGCGAAUCGCCUCUUCCCCCUCCUCCUCCACCAGAGAUAUCAAACGGAGAAGACUUUCUCCUCAGUGAUGCACUUGUUCCGCCUCAAAGUGGACCGGCUGAGCAAUUUUACAGCAGUGAGGCAUAUGAUGCAAGUUUAGCCUCAGUUGAAAGGUUUCAGUAUCCAGAUGCAGUCUCUCCUGUUCCAACUGAGACAGGAGCCAAUGGUCAGAGUUUGGACAGAGCCAACAGCUUCGUGGAAAUACCUUAUGGAGCUCAUGACCCCAAUGGCUUCCUCAACAACGUUUACAGUGAAAACAACAUGAAUGGAGGAAGCACCGCUGUCAGCCCCACCCCCUAUGACACAAAUGGAUACAACGAUAAUGGUUAUGCAGGCUACAAUGAGAAUGGCAGCACCGUUAGCGGUUACAAUGGGAACGGCUACAAUGGGAAUGGUUACAAUGGGAACGACUACAAUGGGAACGGCAACAAUGGGAAUGGCUACAAUGGUAAUGGCUACAAUGGAAAUGAGAACAAUGGAGCCCAGUUUGUCCGGAGACGGCUACUUCCUGCCAUACCAAAAGGUCGGAAGCCUGCAUUUAACUUCCAGUGUCUAAAGCCUCAGGCCAGCGUGGAUGACCUCCCGAUUCCCGGAAACUAUCAUGGGAACACAUCUCCAACCAGAUCCCGCCUACAGAACCAGCACAGCCUGGACUCACGGCCCAGCAGCGUGUCCUCCAUGUCGUCCGCCUCCUGGGCCAACACAGCAGCUGCUGGUGCCACUCCCCUUCCAGGAAUAAUUGCCCCCACAGGGCGCCGGGGCAAGCUCAUCUACACCCCCAUGAUUCUGGUGGAUGAAGAAAGCGGUGCCAGUCAGCCGCUCUGGUGUGACGGCUCUGCCAGUCUCCCUGCGGGAAAACGUCCGGGCUGGUACCCUGGUCAGACCAGGACCUUCACCAGCGUGAGGAUGCCAACCUCUCUCAACCAGGGUAUCAUAGAUAGAGGCAGUGCAGACAGUCUGGUCGAAUCGAUUUUGAUCUCCGAGGGCCUGGGCAUCUACGCCAGGGAUCCAAAGUUUGUAAGCUUUGCCAAGCGGGAGAUUGCCGAAGCGUGUCACAUGAGCCUGGACGAAAUGGAGAACGCGGCAGCUGACCUGAUAGCGCGAGGAGCCAGUCACCUGUCCCGGGUUGAGGACGAACUGGCCGACGAAAUGAACUGCGUGAUUUCUUACUGAGAUCCGCAAAGCCAAAAUACAGUAAGGACGUGAAGUCUUGAGCCAAUAUUUUAUAAGCGUGUGUUUGUAUUUCAGUUAUUUCAAAUAAAAACAUCACGCGAGAGAGGUGUUUUUGUAGUUUUCAUACAUCCUGUUGGGUAUGAAAUACUUUUGUUUGUGAAUGCCAAAACAUGCACACAUGCUGAUUUUAAAGAGCACACUUACGUAUGUGGCAGCACUCGCUCUGAUGUGGCUCAGGAAGUUUUUUUUAUAUUUGCACGGGAGCCUGCUCAGUAUGAAGUCAAUGUCGGACUUUUAAACCCUUAUAACAGAGGGUUGUAUUUGAAUUUUAUUUGCAUUGUACAUAAGUUAUCACUUUAUACGUCGGUGAGCUCAGCUGCAGUCAUCUUAGAUAAUCUGCUGGACUGUUAUAUGGAAAACCAUAAAACAUCAACCACACAGAUGAUAACAUUUGAAUGCAUUAGCUGUUUCAGAGAAAUAUUUGAUGAAACUCAAUGUCCUCUAAGAUGCAUAAUACAGCGUAUUUUUUGAUUAUUGUGACUGUUCAAUCGGAUGGCUUUACAGGCUGCGCAAAUAAAGUAUGUUUUUUUCUCAAA